Messenger RNA from Pyricularia oryzae 70-15, 261 nucleotides. RefSeq lists its product as uncharacterized. The transcript is spliced from 2 exons. Bases 1 to 261 code for a protein of 86 amino acids. The record is from RefSeq and is a predicted model, not a curated record. NCBI's taxonomy places the organism in Eukaryota, Fungi, Ascomycota, Sordariomycetes, Magnaporthales, Pyriculariaceae.
AUGGUGUGCUACUAUGCGUAUCGGUGGGAAAGUGGUGGGCGCGAUUCCCAAGCCAUGGGCGUGGGAUCUCUGCUGGGUUGUUUUCACUUGAUCUGUAUGGGAAAACCCUCGGACGUGUUCGUGACGUUGAUGAGCGAUCUGGCAACGGGUUACUCAGCGGUAGGAAUCGCAAUAUACAGUACCAAGUACCACUAUACCCAGUUCCUGGCACCUCACUACUGUACAGGAACAGCAGUCCACGUCUACCUGGUCUGGAGCUAG